This is a messenger RNA of Triticum dicoccoides, 5556 nucleotides long. Its product is annotated as receptor kinase-like protein Xa21. Gene Ontology annotation, biological process: protein phosphorylation. Bases 2165 to 5257 code for a protein of 1030 amino acids. Gene Ontology annotation, molecular function: receptor serine/threonine kinase binding; protein kinase activity; ATP binding. The transcript has 2 exons. NCBI's taxonomy places the organism in Eukaryota, Viridiplantae, Streptophyta, Magnoliopsida, Poales, Poaceae. Gene Ontology annotation, cellular component: membrane. The record is from RefSeq and is a predicted model, not a curated record.
UUCCCCGGCGUUCGGAACUGGCCGCCACGCCUCGCUGUGGCAACCGUUUGCUGCCUAGACGCGGCCACCGCGCCGUCGCCUCCAGGGAGAAAGGUGCGUAGAGUGUGGAUGGGUUUUUAUGUUCGCGGUCUUCUGGAUUGGAGCUGAAGCUAAAUUCCAGAAAUUACGUGCUUCCCUGCCAUGCAUUCUCCUCCCCGACAUGGUGCUGCACCAGACGUCCAGACCCAUGGAUAUGGGGGCGCCACGGCGGCAGGCAGGCCCCCAAUGGCUUUGCCAUAGUUCUCUCUGGCCUCUACACCAUUAGGCCCCACGAUUUCCCACGAUCUCUCCAUCCCCGCUGCAUCCUCUUCUUGCAUCUACUAUGUUCUAUGGAUGCACAUAAGGUGUUCGACGCUUGUCCUGGUGACCUGGUUCGUCUACACACGCGAUGAUUGUUUGGUAAUUUGCGCGUUCCAACAGGGGUUGCUGCAGAGUGGACGGGCUAUGACGUGAUUGAUUCCUAGAGAACAUGUGGAAUCUAACUGAUUUUGUAUGCCUCUGAGAAAAACCUUGCAACUGUCCGUUGCUGUUAAAAACAAACUGGACUUUCUCCUCAGAAGUGGAUUCUCGGUUUCUGAAUUUCUGUCUUUGUUCACUUCGCUUAUCAUUUCUAUUUUGAUUCUUAACCAAAUAAACUCGCUUUCUUUUCAUUUUGCUACUUGCCUAUGCUGAAAAUUUGCACCUACAUAACAAUACCGCUUUAAUUCCAGAGCUUGUGAGCUUGGUGAAUUGGUUAGUCUUACUGGCUUAUCAGUCUUGUGGAAGGAGGGAAAGCCUACAAUCUACAUCUCUUUUGACCUCUGCUCCUUUCGUAACCAUAUCACUUUUCCUUACUGAUCAUUAUUUACGAUUUGACAUAUAGAGGUGGCUUUUCUGACUGAGCUGAUUGCACCACACAAACAUGAAAUUCCACAAUAGCUUCCUCUACAUUUUGAUGGAUGCAUCAAGACUGUCAGAGAUUGCUAGAGGCAGCGCAAUGGAAAGCUAGCUGGAGAAAACAAAUUGUGGAGGUUGCCCCUGCUUGCUAGGCUUCCUGCCCUUUUUGCUGGGCACUAGUGCUAACCUUUUUCCUUUUUUUUUUGCUUCCCUUCUUUUCCACUGGUUUUGCUUAUUCCGUUUGUUUUGUUUCUCCUUAGCUUUGGCUCCUUGUAAGUUUCCGUUCCUUCUUGGUUGUCUUUUUCGAAUACAGAAUCACGUUAUUUAGAUGUGUGUUUUGAGUUCUUUUAUAUGAGUUUCUGUUUCAGUUUUAAGCUUGCAAGCUUGAUGAAUCAGAUAGUCUUACUGGCUUUAAUGGGAAAUCAGCCAGUCUCGAAGGAGGGAAAGCCUACACUGGACAGGUCUACAUCCAAUUCACCCCGGUCCUUCAGUAACCAUCACAUUUCCUCCGCGAUCCUUGAUUUCAUUUAUAGGCAUGACUUUUCUGACUGGCGUGAUUUUCAAUCUUAGGUAACUUUUGUGAUUGCGCCACAUGAACAUAAAAUUCCAUGUUAACCUUUUUUUUUCUCUACAUCUGAUUUAUUGUCAUUUCCUGUAACAUCAUUGGAAUAUUCAACGUUUGAAAUUAUGCCACACCUUCAACUACAUGGCACAAGGCAUCACAUUAGUCACUUUCACACUCCUUUUUCUCUUACUCGUGAUAUGGAGAUAUUUGUCUUUACACGUAAAAGUUUUUUAUUUAGCAUUUCCCCACUUAGGGUAGUGAAUUUAAUGUAUAUAAAUGUGCAUAAUGCAUUAGCAUGUCUCGCAAAAAUCAUUGGCCAACCAGCGAGCACCACAUGGCAUAACCCACCGGUAGCCCAGUCUUUCCCCCUUAAUGGGUUUAAUGCGACCCUUUUUUCUCUGGACAUCUAACUUAUUGUCUUUGUGCUGUAACAUCAUUGGGACAUUUCAACGUUUGAAAUUAUGUCUUUCCCCCUUAAUGAGUUACCAGUGAUAUUAGCAAUAUGUGGUCCUGGUGAAAAAGAAGUCAUAAAUAAGUGGUUGCCAGUGUCCAAUAUUUUCAUUGGCCGACCUGGAGAGUGACAAGCAUUAUCGCUAUUUAACGAGUUGCACACAAGGAGAGGAGUGCAGAAUACAACAAUUAACGACCUACCACUCCACCCCACCUUCACCUCCUUGCUCAACCAUGAAGAUAUGGCAGCUUGUGAUGAUCCAUCUUCUCACUCAUACCCUCCUUUUCUUCACACCCAGCUCUCAGCCCACGAACAACCAAACUAGCAACUACGGCGUCGAUCUCCCUGUGCUCCUAUCAUUCAAAUCCUUCAUAACAAGUGACCCUACACGGGCACUGUCCUCUUGGUCUUGGGACCCUGUCGGCAACGGCACGAGCACGGCGUCAUUGCCUGUCUACUGCGAGUGGGUGGGCGUAGCAUGCAGCAACCGCCGGCACCCUGGCCAUGUCACUGCCAUACGCCUGCAGGGUAUCGGCCUGGCCGGCACCAUCUGCCCGCAGCUCGGUAACCUGACUCACCUCCGUGUCCUCGAUCUUUCAGCCAACAACCUGGCAGGUGAGAUCCCAGGCAGCCUAGGUCGUUGUACAUCACUUCAUGCCUUGGAUCUGGGGGUGAACUACCUCUCUGGUUCCAUGCCUGCUUCUCUGGGUCUCCUAUCAAAGCUUACAUUUCUCAACGUCACCCAUAACAAUCUGACCGGUGAUAUUCCUAUGCCAUUCUCCAACCUCUCAGCCCUUUCAAACCUUAGUAUGUCAAGCAACCACUUCCAUGGCCAAAUCCCAAGCUGGCUGGGCAACCUGACAUCAUUGACACACUUGGAAUUAGCCCAAAACGGCUUGACUGGCCAUGUUCCUCCAGGUUUAGGUAAGAUGACUAAUCUUGUUAAAUUUGAUAUUCAUGAUAACAAACUGGAAGGCCCUUUUCCUCCAUCCAUGUUCAAUAUUUCUUCCAUCACACUCUUGGACAUCGGCUUCAACCAGCUAUCAGGAUCUCUGCCACUUGAUAUUGGCUUUAAGCUUCCAAAGAUAAAUGUUUUGGCCACACAUGUGAACCAAUUCAAAGGACCAAUACCAGCCUCCUUGUCAAAUGCAUCCUCACUUAAAUAUUUGCUUCUUCGUGGAAAUCAGUAUCAUGGUCUGAUUCCACGGGAUAUUGGCAUACAUGGUCGUUUCAGGUCAUUUUCAUUAGGCCACAAUGUGCUUCAAGCCACAGAGCCUAGGGAUUGGGAUUUCCUCACAUCCUUAACCAACUGUAGCAAUUUGGGAAUACUAGACCUUGAACAAAACAACCUUGAAGGCGUUAUGCCAGUUACCAUUGCCAACCUAUCUAAAGAGCUCAAAUGGAUUGCUCUAGGUAGAAACAAAAUAGCUGGGACCAUACCUGCAGGAUUAGUGGCGUUUCAAAAACUUACCAUGCUCAUUCUCGCAGAUAGCCUUUUCACAGGCACCUUACCUCUAGAUAUUGGCCAGCUUCCUAGCCUCCAGUACCUUGACCUAUCCCAUAAUAGAUUUGAUGGGAAGAUACCACAAUCAUUAGGCAAUAUCACGCAAUUGAGCAAUCUCUCUCUAUCUAAUAACUUUCUGGAUGGCAGCAUUCCAGCAAGCCUUGGCAAUCUAACAAAACUGACAUCUCUGGAUCUGUCCAGUAACUCCUUGAAGGGGGGAAUCCCACAGGAGAUACUUAGUAUUCCCUCUCUGACGGUACUUCUCAACCUCUCCAACAAUGCUCUAAGUGGCUCCAUUCCAACACAGAUAGGGAACUUGAAUAGCCUCAGCACAAUCGACCUAUCAAUGAACAAGCUCUCUGGUGAAAUCCCAGACGCUGUCAGCAGCUGCGUCCAACUAAAUUCCCUAUAUUUGCAAGAAAAUCUUUUGGAGGGACAAAUACCCAAAGGUUUUUCUUCUUUGAGAGGACUCGAAAAUCUGGAUCUUUCCAAUAAUAACUUAGCAGGAGCCAUACCUGACUUCCUCCAAACUUUUGAGCUCCUAACGUAUCUAAACCUUUCUUUCAACAACCUAUCUGGUCCAGUGCCAAAUACAAGGAUCUUUGGCAAUGCCACUAUAGUGUCGCUUGCUGGUAAUAGCAUGCUAUGUGGAGGUCCUCCAUUUUUGAAACUCCCUUCAUGCCCAUCACACCAGGCUAAUUCACUGCACAGAGUCCGUGUCAUAAUAUUUUGCAUGGUUGGCACUUUGAUCUUCUGCGUGUGCAUUCUGGCUGCAGCAUGCUACUUUAUGAAGACAAGAACCAAAGCAAAUGACGUUGAUCAAAGAAUCAUAUUUCACAAUGAGAGAAUAUCCUAUGCUGAGAUAGAUGCAGCAACCAAUUCAUUCUCACCGGCAAAUUUGAUAGGUUCCGGAAGUUUUGGGAACGUGUACGUCGGAAAUCUUCUUCUUAAUGAGAGUUUGGCUACUGUAGCAAUCAAGGUUCUCAAUCUUGCCAGACGAGGAGCUAGUAGAAGCUUCUUGAGAGAGUGCAAUGUGCUAAGGAGGAUUCGACACCGGAAUCUUGUCAAGGUGAUCACUGUAUGCAGUGGUGUGGACCAUAAUGGUGACGAAUUCCAGGCACUUGUCCUGGAAUUUAUUUGCAACGGAAAUCUAGAUGAGUGGCUGCAUCCAAACACAACGACUAAGAGCACUAGGGCCUUUAGAAGGCUAAGUUUAAUGGAAAGGCUAUGCAUUGCUCUUGAUGUUGCAGAGGCUUUGGAGUAUCUUCACCAUCAAAUUGAGCCAUCGAUAGUUCACUGUGAUAUCAAACCAUGCAACAUCCUUCUAGAUGAUGACAUUGUCGCGCAUGUUACCGACUUUGGUCUAGCAAAGAUUAUGCGUACCGAAGAAUGCAAGCAAAGUGGUGGUGGAACUGAAAGUAGCUCAUUUGUGAUUAAAGGCACAAUUGGAUACGUCGCACCAGAGUAUGGCUCGGGAUCUGAAGCCUCCACAGAUGGUGACGUAUAUAGCUACGGUGUGUUGCUAUUGGAAAUAUUUACUGCAAGAAGGCCAACUGACAAUUUCAUAGAUGGUGUGACAAGUCUUGUCAACUAUGUCAAGAUGGCCUAUCCUGAUAAGCUACUGGAAAUAAUGGAUGUUAGGGCAACCUACAGCGGAGACAUGCAAAGUAUCACAGACAUAUUCUUAUAUCCUAUAUUUAAGCUUGGCCUAGCUUGCUGUGUGGAUUCCCCAAGACACAGAAUAAAGAUGAACGACGUAGUCAAGGAAUUGAACACCAUAAAGAAGGCAUGCACAGCUCAUAUGUCUGUCCAUGAAUUUUGAGCAACUACCUAACCCGAGUGAGCAUUGACGUGUUACGAUCAUCUCUACAGCUCUGCAUCCCUGUGGCAUUGUGUUUGUUACUUGUUAGGGGUAAUAACUAAUAAGGGUAGCACCCAAGUGUGAGGGUGAUACCCGUAUGAGGUAGUACCCAGUUAGUGUGUGUUUGGUUACGGACAGUUAUGGUAUUCCGAAUAUUCUAGGUUUGUAUUUUGUCAUGUCAUGUACUUCCUCCGUUCAUUAUUAUAAGAUGUUCUAUUUCCUAAUUUGGAUGUAUAUACACGCAUUUGUGUUUUUGUUCA